Molecule: messenger RNA, 633 nt
Organism: Zea mays
Lineage: Eukaryota; Viridiplantae; Streptophyta; Magnoliopsida; Poales; Poaceae
Exons: 5
Coding region: 134-481 (115 amino acids)
Cellular component (GO): membrane
Source: RefSeq, marked validated
GCUAGUAGUGUAUCAUAAUACGGUCAGCGCUGACUAGCAAGGAGCCAAGCAGGACAUAAUACUGAAGCAGGCUGCGGCUGCGGCUGCAGCAACAAGUCAAGGAGGUUGAAGGCGAAUUAGAGAGAAGAGGAAGAUGUUGGCGGCGACGGAUCCGAUGCUGUGGCACAAGGUGGCCGCCGUCUCCGGGGUUGCCGCUUUGGGGCUCGGCACCUACGGCGCGCACAUGUUCCGCCCCAAGAACCCCGCGUACAAAGAGGUUUGGCACACGGCGUCCCUGUACCAUCUCGUCCACACCGCGGCGCUGCUCGGGGCGCCCAUCACCAAGCGCCCCAACGUUUUCGGAGGGCUCCUCACUGCUGGAAUUGUGCUCUUCUCUGGAACGUGCUACACCGUGGCUUAUCUUGAAGACAGGAAGUUUUCUUCACCGGCACCAUUGGGGGGCUUUGCGUUUAUUGCUGCUUGGGCCAGCCUCCUCUUCUGAUUAAAUUGUGCUUUUCCAAGAAAACAAAAAAAGUCAUAAACCUCUCUAUAUGGUGUUUUAUCAGGUUGUGAAAAAUAUACUUGUAAAGUGUAUACAGUGGACAGUAUGCGCCUCUGUUUAAUAAUUCAAUCUGUGAUUCCUAUGUUUCUAUU